CCAUUGAUUGAAUAAUUUGAAACAAGUGCAUCCGACCACAACCCAAACAAUUCUAACGCGCUGCCAUCUUCUUCGUCGCUGCAGUUCAUUUUUCCUGGGAAAUUAUGGUUAAUCAGGGAGGAGGAGGAGCAGUAGCCGUUGCGCAAAUACCAACGAGCUUUGGGCAUGAGCUGAGAGCCUGCCUUCGCUGCCGGCUUGUCAAGACCUAUGACCAGUUUAGGGAAUCUGGGUGUGAGAACUGCCCCUUCUUUCAGAUGGAAGACGAUCAUGAAAGAGUUGUUGACUGCACAACCCCCAAUUUCACAGGGUUAAUCUCUGUCAUGGACCCGACUAGAAGUUGGGCCGCGCGUUGGCUCCGUAUUGGAAAAUUUGCUCCUGGUUGCUAUACGCUUGCGGUCUCUGAAGCACUGAAUCCCGACUUGCAGAAUAUAUGUGAAGAAGAGCACGUGCCUUACGUUCUUCCUAAACGUGUCUGACUCGCUACUUGAUUGUGCGUCCAGCUGAUCUUCCUUUCCCCUAGUCUGUCUACCUGUUUAAUAUGCCUUCCACCCUCUCCCUAGAAAACUCAACGUAGAAUAUGAUAGACAGAGACCUGCUACAGUGUAAACAUUUCACUAUCGAUGAAUUUAUCUUGUGAUGUGUGGAUUUGUAGUUUUUGCA
Molecule: messenger RNA, 660 nt
Organism: Salvia hispanica
Lineage: Eukaryota; Viridiplantae; Streptophyta; Magnoliopsida; Lamiales; Lamiaceae
Product: transcription elongation factor SPT4 homolog 2-like
Biological process (GO): transcription elongation by RNA polymerase II; transcription elongation-coupled chromatin remodeling; regulation of DNA-templated transcription
Cellular component (GO): nucleus; DSIF complex
Molecular function (GO): zinc ion binding; RNA polymerase II complex binding
Source: RefSeq, a predicted model, not a curated record